This is a messenger RNA of Symbiodinium sp. CCMP2456, 924 nucleotides long. The record is from the annotation of a GenBank genome assembly. NCBI's taxonomy places the organism in Eukaryota, Dinophyceae, Suessiales, Symbiodiniaceae.
AUGGACGACGCAGAUAUGAGGACGAGGCUGGAAGACGCGAUUUGCUCCGACGUGGAAAAGCGAAUCGCAGAAGGGCGCCGGACGCUGGACUCCGAGGGCUUCUUGGUGUUGGAGAAGCUCCUCGACCUGGAGACCAUCGAGCGGUUAGCUGAGAUGGUGAAGGGCGAUGCGGACAGCUUGUGGCCUGACGGCCUUGUCGAUUGCACACCUGCGAAGCCCGACGAUCCGGGAGCGAUGCGCAUCGUGGACUUGAAGGCUAUGAACUUUGGCUACGGAAAGUUUGCCUACUUGCGGGAGCCACUGCCAUCGCCGCUGAACGCCCUACGUGAGGCCUUGUACACGGCACUUGCCCCAGUGGCGACGGCACAGAUCGAGAUGUUCAGAGCAGAGACUUCCCCGAAGCCGCUUGCUUUGGAGGCCUAUCCCCCGAAGAUCUCUGAUCUCUGGGACAUUUGCAAAGCAGCAGAUCCCCCACAGAGGUUGCCGACCUCGAUCGCGCUAAGGUACUGCCCGGGCGGCUUCAUGGAGCCACACCGCGACCUUCAGGGUACCAUAAUGUUCCCGUUCCAGGUCAUGUGUCCACUGAGCGAUCCAGGUGAGGACUACGAGGGCGGACGCUUUUUCGUCCAACCAGGAAAGAGGAAUGUGGAUCGUCGGCACUGCCAGGAGCUUUUCAAGGGCGAUGUUGUCGUAUUCCGCAGCGGCUUGUACCACGGCUUGGAGGAAUUGACUUCCGGGACGCGAUAUGCGAUUGCCAUGCAAUUUACGCUCUCUCAUUUGACAGAGAGUCCGUCGAAGCCCAGGCAGACGUGGGAAGAGAAGCAGGAGAGACAAAGGAGGGCGGAGGAAGAAGCCAGACCUCUGGACAGAAGAAGACUGCACCUUGUGGUUGGCAUGUCCGAGCGCAUGUAUGGCCAACUUUAG